CACAGACUCCAGUUCUCUGUUGGUGAGGUAAUUUACAAUGAAGGGACGAUGGCUGCUUGCAUCAGAAUAAUAUGGAUGAGAAUGACCACCUUGACAGCAGCUAUUCAUGAUGGUUCUGCUUUCCUGAACGCUUUCUUUGCCAAAACACACUAAUCUCCCUGUUUCGUCCCAUCUGUAAAGGCCAAGUGUUGUAUUUGCCUCAGUCUGCUAGCCCCGUGCUAUGAUUCUAUCCACAUCAACUCUCUUUAAUUGACCUGACCGAUAUCACUCAUAACAUGGCCAUCACACAGUUUCGCCUUUUUAAAAUAUGCACCUGCUUGGCAUCUAUUCUCUCAUUCUUGAAAAGACUGAUUUGUAGGACUGGAAGGUCACGCAAGCUGAGUGGGGAUCAGAUCACCCUCCCGACCACAGUUGAUUAUUCCUCUGCAUCAAAACAGCCAGAGAUUGAGGAGUGGAGCUCAUGGGACGAGGAAGCUCCAACAAGUAUUAAAAUUGAAGGUGGCAACGGGAUAGUUCCACCUCCACAGAAUGAAGCUGAAGGAGAAGAGCCAGACUACUUCAAAGACAUGGCUCCCACCAUCAGGAAAACACAAAAAAUUGUCUUGAAGAAAAGGGAACCUCUGAAUUUCUCUAUGCCAGACAGCUCCUCAGGUUUCUCCAGCCGACUAGCCGCCACUCAGGACAUGUCCUUCAUCCAGCCCUCUGCGGAGCUGGGGGACCUGGACACCUGGCAGGAGGACACCAAUGCCUGGGAGGAUGAGGCAGAAGCAGCCUGGGAGACAGAGGAAGUGCUGAGGCAGCAGAAGCUGGCUGAGAGAGAGAGACGUGCAAUGGAGCAACAGCGGAAGAAAAUGGAGAAAGAGGCACAGAGAAUGAUGAAAAAAGAGCAGAAGAUUGCCGUCAAGCUUUCAUAACAUUAAUACAGCGCACCGGACACUCAAAGCAACAGCCAAACAACUGCUCAUAUUACAUUUUACCUGGUUUUGUCCUGCCCGCCACACUGCUGUCCUCACCUCUUUGGGAUAUUUUUUUUUUAGUCCAUCAGCCAUCUUGGGGAAUUUUUGUUUGUUUGUUUGUUUAUUUCUUCAGGGUUUCUUUUUGUAUUGGACUGAACACAGCACAAAGAAUCGUCCCUUUUGUUUAUUUUUGAGUUAUUGUGACUGUUCUUACCGUGCACUCGAUUGAAAGACAAAACUAAAUGUUUUUGUCUUUCAGUAUUUAUAACACUUGAAUGAUUUUGUCAAGAAAAAUUUUAGAUAAGGAAUUCCGUUCAUUUUUGGUUUUGCUUUUUUGCCUUUUUCUUCAUCAAAAGUCUUGUGUCUGUGUUUUAAACACAGAAAUGGGUGAUAUCUCAAUAUUUCAAAAGAAUCAAAUUUAUGCAACCUUGGGUUUUUGCUCUCCACAUUCUAUUUAGCCGUCUAUCUAAUCUGUUGCCAUUCUGUUUACCUGGUAAUCAUGGGCUUAAUUGUGAAUAAUCCUUAUAUUUUGAUCUUGAUUUUUCUAAAGACAACAAUUUGAGUCAUCUGUGUAAUUGUCAGUGGGAAUGGAGAGCAGAGAUAUUCAGUAUGUACUGAGGCUCGAAGAGAGCGCUUUUAAGAGAUGUGGGUUGGUCGUCAUGGAAACGCUGACAUUUUUAAAAUAUCCAAAUUGGCAACCAAACCAUCUUUUAUCUUUAGUAAGACUGUGAAGAGCAUUCACUGUUUAUUUGAAAGCAAUUUCACCAGGGGAACCUCUUGUCUUUAGCUAUUAUAGAAUUUCUUAUCUCUUGAAAAUGUCUAAAUUGAUCAUGUUUAUUGAUAGAAUGAGGAGGAUGAUGGUGAUGCUGAAAUUAACUUCUGCAUGCUAUGAUGAUUAUUAAGGAACAUGAAGCCAUGAGAGCCACAGGUACAUAUGACAAUGAAAAACUGAAUAAAAUCACACCUUUUGCUAUGAUUUAUGUUUCCCAUUCAUGCAUGCUCAUGCCUUUUUAAGUUGUUUUACAUUUUUUCACAGUGCAGCCUUAGCUGUAAUAAACAUUUCGGUUAUCUGUUCAA
Sinocyclocheilus anshuiensis is the source of this 2033-nucleotide messenger RNA. It is a transcript of the gene ebag9, whose product is annotated as estrogen receptor binding site associated antigen 9. Gene Ontology annotation, cellular component: secretory granule. The record is from RefSeq and is a predicted model, not a curated record. The transcript has 7 exons. Bases 276 to 914 code for a protein of 212 amino acids. Lineage: Eukaryota; Metazoa; Chordata; Actinopteri; Cypriniformes; Cyprinidae.